GUUGAGAGAACUGGAGUCACAUAUGUAUAUGGCACAAACACAAACUGGCGGCUCUGGUUUGGCAGUCAGUUCUUGGUCGUUCGUCGCCGAGUCGACAAGCAUAGUAUGUGCCCAUCAGUUCAUAACAAUUAUUUGAUUCACCAUCAACCCCAUAAUAAAUUAGUCUCUUACGGUUAUAGUUAGGGGGUUAUCAAAUUUUUAAAUCUCAAUUUCGCGCGUGUGUGUCUGUGUGUGUGAGAGAGAGACCCCCCCCCAAAUAUUUUUCUAGUCCAUUUAUCGAGAUUUUCUUUCUUUUUUUUUUCGAAAAUUUUCUUUUAGAGAUACUUAACAAUAAAUCAUUUCCCAGUGAUAGUAUGCUAUUUUACUGGAUAUUCUAGUGCAAAGUGCGCUUAUUUUUUUUUUAUUUAAUUAUUUUGUGUCGUGAAAACUAGAGAAAAAAAAAAUAGAAAGCUGAAUCGAGGAUUAUAAACAGGAGAGAGAAGAGACUGAGAAUAAUAAGGAAACGAACUGAUGAAGAAUUACUGAAGAUAAACGGAAAAAUAUUUUUAAAGUCGAUUUAAGGAAAACUAAUUAACAUUUUGAAACUGAUCUGAAGAAUUUAAAAAAAAAAAAUUCGACAUUUAGAAUAUUCCUAAGGAUUAUUUUUUGUUUUCUUUGGGAAAAUUUUGAGAAAUAAAAAAAAAAUGAGUUGUACUACCGCACCAAUAACUCCAACGAAGAUGUGUGAGACUCUUGUCAGCCAAUGCGAGAUACCGAUCAUCGACCUCGCACACGUGGGAACGGAAAGGUGUCCUCAGAAAGCAGUAGUGAAGCAGGUUGGCACGAAGCUGGUACAAGCUAUUUCUGAAAAGGGACUGGCCCUUCUUGUGAACCAUGGAAUUCCUGACUGCAAGUUGAAAGCUGUUUAUCGAGCUUUCGAUAAAUUCUGCGAACUUUCCGUGGAGGAUCGGGAAAAAUAUGAAUUUCACGCAAGCACCUCGCACGGUUACGUCAAACCAUGCGAAGAAAACAAAUUUUCAACAUCAAAUGAAAAUGAAGUGCGUCAUUCAUUCAAUGUUUGUGGCGAAGGUGGUCCACUUCCAGAGGAAGAUGUUCCUGGAUUUAAUACAGCAGUUCAAGAAUUAUCAGGAGAUUUUAAACAACUCGCAACAAUGCUAUUAACCGCACUUGCAAUUGGAAUGGAACAACCUCCCGAUUUCUUACUAUCGAAACAUUCACAUUUGAUGGGUUCAGGAAAUUGUACCUCCCUUCGAAUGUUGUAUUAUCCACCGAUAGGAGCACCAGAGCCUGAUAUCACAAGAAAUGGUGCUCAUUGUGAUUAUGGAACUUUCACUUUACUCACCCAGGACUGCGAGGGCGGCCUGGAAAUUCAAAGUCCAAGUGGUGAGCGUUGGUGGCGUGUUGGUCAUUUACCAGGAGCAAUUCUUCUCAAUACAGGAGAAAUUCUUGAAAGUUGGACCAAUGGACAAUUUAAAGCACUUCGUCAUCGUGUCAUUGUUCCCGAGCAUUUUGGUCGUGGACGUCAUUCAGUUGCCUUCUUCGUACAUCCUGACAAUGAUGUUGAAAUUGAACCAUUCGAUGUAAAAAUUCCAAAACCAAUUCAAGAACCAGCGCCCUGUAGACUUCAAAAAAAGAAAAUUACUGGUGUACUCACAGCCUAUCAACAUCUUCAACGUCGAUUUCGAGAAACAUAUGCGUCUUAACACGAAAAAUUUGAGAAAAAACAAAAUUUACAUUUGAUUUUUGAUCUGCCUCGAGAAAGAGAGAGAGAGUGAGUGAGAGAGAGAGAGAGAAAGAGAAACAAAAAUAAAAUCCAAGAUAUUCACGCAUUUACGUCCGUUUUUGCAUUUCGCUCCUUUUUGUUGAAACAAUGUGAAAUGAGAAUUUAAAUUCUUUUUUUUUUACGAUGAUAAAAAUUCAAUUUUCGACUUUCAGUCAAUUUUAUUUCGAAAUGUUCUUCAAUGAUAGACGAUUGACUGAAUAUUUUUCUUUUCCUUUUUUUUUUUUUUUUUUUUUUUUUUUUGAAACAUGACUUCGACAAAAAAAAGUUCCAAGUCCUGCAAUAAUAAUAAAAAAAAAAAAAGAUUUGUACUUAACGCAAUAAAAUUUUUGUUUUUA
Leptopilina boulardi is the source of this 2118-nucleotide messenger RNA. RefSeq lists its product as uncharacterized. Gene Ontology annotation, molecular function: dioxygenase activity. The record is from RefSeq and is a predicted model, not a curated record. The transcript has 6 exons. Bases 684 to 1703 code for a protein of 339 amino acids. Lineage: Eukaryota; Metazoa; Arthropoda; Insecta; Hymenoptera; Figitidae.